AUGCCUGCAGACAGGGGACUCAAUCGUGCACCCGAGCAAGGAUUUCUUGCCCUGAGUCUGGAGGCCUUGGUCAUCGUUAUAACCUUCCUCUCUGCGAGAGAUAUCAGACGGCUGGCAUCAACUUGCAGGCGCCUUCGCUACCUGACGACACGCGCAGCCGACUUCGAACUGUCGUUUGCGGGAGAGUGGGACUUGAUGAGAUAUUACUUGCAGCGCCCUCUUUACAUGCUUCCCCAAUCGCUCUUGCUGCAAAGUUUCAAACUUAUGGAUGGCAGCACAAGGAACCAAAACGCGGCUAUUCUUUUGAGCACGAUCCUGCUGAACGCCUGGAACCUGCGCCACCUUGUAUUGCACGACUGCCAGAAAUUGGUCAAUAUCCACCCUCCCCUCGGUCGAGCGAUUGCUCGCCUCCAACGCCUUACAUCUCUCGAGUUGGACUAUGGUGGACCUGAUACAAUCAACAUAUUCACAGAAAUGCGCAGUAGACCGAAGCACAUAUAUUACUUGAACGACCCACAACACAAAGAAGGAGAGGUCGAUUUCUCGCCACUAUUCAAGAGCCAGGCCAUCAGGGAUGUCGAAUCACUCCAUAUCUAUGGAUUUAACGCCGAACAUUUGGGGCCGCGCACAGCCAAUCCAUGGGAGUCAGCGAGCAUCAUGGAGGAUUGGGAGCCUAUACCGUCUGUUCGAGAAUUAGUCUUGGGGGCUUCCGAAUUGCCCAAAAAGCAAAUUGCGCGGCUGUUCCCCAACCUUCAAAGACUCACCUUGGAGGAUGUGACCGACAUGUUCGGCGACACAGGAAACCACGAAGCUGAUUGGCCAUCACUGCAUAGCUUAUGUGCGGAAUUACAUGAUCUCACGACCUGGGAGUUGCGGUCUCGAGUCCACCACUUGGAGGUGGAGACGACGACCGGACCGGCAAAGGGGAUGAUGAAGCCGAUGGAAGAAAUGUCGUUUAUGGUUGCAACCGUGAGGGAUACAUCGCCCACGGUGCUCAGUCUUCCGAAUCAUCAAUUGACACCAAAUGAUGAGCUGCUUUUCUGGAAAGACCUAUCGGCAUCAGCAGGUGGUCUGGUCGGUUUAGAGGUGGUAAUACGCGAGAUCAACUUGCCUAUGUGGAGGAUGGACUGCGUUCAUCAAUUAGCGAGGCUGCAACCUGCAGUCCUAAAAGUCCACAUCUUAACCAAGAUUGAUCGACUAACACCACGAGCAGCUAGAAAUAGAUCUGCCUUCGCCCGCAGCAACCUAUUUCCUGACUUGGCAAGUGAAUUUGCAUGCCUUAUCCCGACACUCCGAUAUCUCUCGCUGGGACUGAAAUGGGAUGAAGAAGGGGAUGAAAAAGGGGAUGAAGAAGGGGGUGAAGAAGGGGGUGAAGAAGGGGGUGAAGGGGAUGCGGAAGGGGAUGCGGAAGGGGAUGAAGAAGGGGAUGCGGAAGGGGAUGAAGAAGGGGAUGAAGAAGAGGAUGAAGAAGGGGAUGAAGACGAGAUGGAUGUAGACCAUUUUGCAUGGUGGAGAGUAUCCCUAACGGAGGAUGGGGAACAUAUGCCGGAGGUAAUUUCAACCCACGAAGGUGAAUCCCUCUUCGAGGAGCUCCUAUUCGACAAGUCGAUUGAGCCAAGUGCCAUCGAAUAA
This is a messenger RNA of Postia placenta MAD-698-R-SB12, 1632 nucleotides long. RefSeq lists its product as hypothetical. The transcript is spliced from 3 exons. The record is from RefSeq and is a predicted model, not a curated record. Gene Ontology annotation, molecular function: protein binding. NCBI's taxonomy places the organism in Eukaryota, Fungi, Basidiomycota, Agaricomycetes, Polyporales, Adustoporiaceae. The coding region runs from base 1 to 1632 and encodes 543 amino acids.